UCGCGCGUGCGGGGCCGCACAGGUUCAUUUCGCGCGCGCGCCAUCGGCUAAUUGGGGGAUUAGCAGCAGGACUCUCGAUGAAUUGCGUUCGAAUCCAAUUGCGCCGUUCGUGACGCCCGGUGGUGAUGGCUGAUGCAGUGCUCGCGCCCGGAUGGAGAGGCAGGAAGGGGAUGACGCCGCGGCGGCGGCCGGGGCGGGGGCGGAGGAGGAGGAGGUGGUGCAGAUCGGCGCGCAGAAGCACGACCCGGCGUGGAAGCACUGCCUCAUGGUGCGCGCCGAGGGCCGGGUGCGCCUCAAGUGCGCCUACUGCGGCAAGCACUUCCUCGGCGGCGGCAUCCACCGCUUCAAGGAGCACCUGGCCCGCCGCCCCGGGAACGCCUGCUGCUGCCCCAAGGUGCCCCGCGACGUCCAGGACACCAUGAUGCGCAGCCUCGACGCUGUCGCCGCCAAGAAGAUGCAGCGCAAGCUAGCCAACGCACUCCCGCCCGGCGACAUGAGGCGAUUCGCCCCCACCGACGCGUCGCCCGCCUCCGCCGCGAGCGGUGGGGCCACCGACAGCCCCAUCCACAUGAUCCCGCUCAACGAGGUGCUGGACUUCGAACCCGUGCCGCUCGACGAACAGAGGCCUCCGCUUCCGGAGACCAUGAGGGGGAGUGUCAGCAGUAAGAAGAAGAGGAAGAUGUUGAGUAACGCCUCCACUCCACCACUUACUCCCCCGACUCUGCAGCAGCAUGUUCCGUCUACUCCUCAGACCAAUCCUCUUCAUCAGGUUGUGAUGGCAGUCGACGCAGUUACACCAUCAUCAGGACAUUUCGGACAUGCUGGUUUGGACAAGGAGCAGGUUUCUGUGGCAGUUGGGAGGUUCUUGUAUGAUGUUGGUGUGCCAUUGGAAGCAGUGAAUUCAGUCUACUUCCAGCCCAUGCUUGAGGCUAUUGCAUCGGCAGGAGGGAGGCCGGAGGCGCUCUCAUACCAUGACUUUCGUGGUCACAUUCUUAAGAAGUCACUGGAUGAUGCGACGUCUCGGUUGGAGUUCUUCAAGGGGUCAUGGACAAGGACUGGCUGCUCGGUGUUGGCUGAUGAGUGGAUCACUGAUAAAGGCAGAACCUUGAUAAACUUUUCAGUGUAUUGCCCAGAAGGCACUAUGUUCCUCAAAUCGGUGGAUGCAACCAGCAUUGUCGCAUCUUCAGAUGCACUGUAUGAGUUACUGAAAAGUGUUGUCGAGGAAGUUGGCGAGAAAAAAGUUGUCCAAGUAAUCACAAACAACUCUGAGAUCCAUGCAGCUGCAGGAAAAAAGCUAGGUGAAACAUUUCCAACAUUGUUCUGGUCUCCAUGCUCUUUCCAGUGCAUCGAUGGCAUGCUUGAAGAUUUCAGUAAGGUAGGGGCAAUCAGUGAGAUAAUAAGUAAUGCAAAGGCCAUCACAGGAUUUUUCUACAACAGCGCAUUUGCAUUGAAUCUAAUGAAGAAGUAUCUGCAUGGGAAGGAUCUGCUAGUUCCUGCAGAGACUCGCGCUUCUAUGAACUUUGUCACACUGAAGAACAUGUACGGUCUGAAGGAGGCUUUGCAAGCCAUGGUCAACUCGGAUGAAUGGAUACACUUUUUGCUGCCAAAGAAAGGAGGGAUCGAAGUAAGCAAUCUUGUUAAUAGUUUGCAGUUUUGGUCCUCUUGUGCUGCUGUUGUUCACAUCACCGAGCCACUUGUGCAUCUCCUUAAGCUAGUUGGUAGUACAAAGAGGCCUGCUAUGGGGUACAUUUAUGCUGGAUUGUACCAGGCCAAAGCAGCAAUCAAGAAAGAGCUAGUGAGUAAGAACGACUACAUGGCUUAUUGGAAUAUCAUCGACUGGAGAUGGGACAACCAAACACCACGGCCACUUCAUUCAGCUGGUUUCUUCCUGAAUCCACUAUUUUUUGAUGGAAUUCGAGGUGAUGUAUCAAAUGGAAUCUUCUCAGGAAUGCUAGAUUGCAUAGAAAGGCUGGUUUCUGAUGUGAAAAUCCAAGAUAAAAUCCAGCGAGAGCUCAACAUGUACCGGAGUGAGACAGCAGGGGAUUUUCGUAGGCAGAUGGCUAUCCGAUCCAGACGAACUUUACCUCCUGCUGAAUGGUGGUAUACAUAUGGAGGAGCUUGCCCAAAUUUAACACGUCUAGCGGUCCGUAUUCUUAGUCAAACCUGCAGCGCUAGAGGAUGUGAUCGGGCGCACAUUCCUUUUGAGCAAGUUCAUGAUGAAAGAUUGAAUAGUUUUGAGCGUCAGCGAAUGCAUGAUCUCACCUUUGUACAAUACAACCUACGGCUGCAGCAAAGACAACAGCGCAAGGUGAAAGCAUUUGAUCCUGUCUCAGUGGACUACGUAGACAUAGUUGAUGACUGGGUUGUGGAUACACCUGCACUGUUCUCUGGCCCAGUUGAGCAACCAAACUGGAUGGAGAUUAAUCAAUCAGUCAGCCGAAUCGCACCAAGGGAACCAAAUGAAGAUGAAUUUGAAUCCUUCAUUGAAGGAGUUGAUGAUGAAAUGAUCCAAGGUGCUGCACAGGGCAUCCAGGAAGAUGAUGAUGAUUCUGCUUGUGGCUGAGGCUAUAGACGAAUGAACUAGUCAGCUAACCUGUAAGCUAAUGUUAUAUGGAUAGAAGCUGGCAUUGCCUGUCGUAAUUUUCCAAUUAGGACCUUCUUCAUGUCACUUGUACGUGCUGUCUAUUUCGGUUGUUCAGAUAUUUUAGAUUUCAGAUACCUUCCCGUAUCUUUCCCAAGUCCACUGACCACUGUUCUAAACUCAAUACUUCUAUUAUAAAGUUUAUGGUUCACAUGCCACAA
Messenger RNA from Setaria italica (foxtail millet), 2802 nucleotides. RefSeq lists its product as uncharacterized. The record is from RefSeq and is a predicted model, not a curated record. The transcript is spliced from 4 exons. The coding region runs from base 152 to 2563 and encodes 803 amino acids. Gene Ontology annotation, molecular function: protein dimerization activity; DNA binding. NCBI's taxonomy places the organism in Eukaryota, Viridiplantae, Streptophyta, Magnoliopsida, Poales, Poaceae.